This is a messenger RNA of Pocillopora meandrina, 8979 nucleotides long. Lineage: Eukaryota; Metazoa; Cnidaria; Anthozoa; Scleractinia; Pocilloporidae. The record is from the annotation of a GenBank genome assembly.
CGUCACCAUUUUGCUGCACGCACCACUCAGACAAAUGCUGAAGUCGCGAUUAAUUCGACGAUCGUGGGCACUGUAAAGGCUUCCCUUCUCUUCUUUGCUUUAGAUACGUUUGUUUUUCACAUCCUUUGAGUUGCAUCAUAUCUAGAGGGAAAAUGCCGUUGGUUUUUCUCGAACAACUGCCUCUUCCCUCUCUGCAAUCAUAUGUGACUGUAAGCGUGUUGUUGUUCGUUUCGGCCGUUCUCUACGCAUUGAAUGUUACUGUUGGUUCUGAUGAGAAGGAGGAGUUGAAUAUUUACGAUUUUAUGUCUCAGGAUAAUUUUUGUUUUUGGGUAAGUGUUUUUUCGCUUUUACUAAAGUGCUUUUUAGCCGAGAAUUGAGUAUUCCUCUAAUAUUUGCCCUUGCAUUUUACUCCCUUAGUCGAACUUGAACAUGGCCUACUGUUGUUUGUUUUUGUUCGGGAAAAUUAUCCAAAGGGUUGUAUUUGGAGAUCUUCGCGCCAGUGAACUUCAGGUAACUGAUAAAACGACAGUUUAGAAUGGUAUGUUUUCUGAAAGUUAUAACCGUAGCCUAAUUCAGACUUGAUAAGCUUUGUACACCCGCUUAAAUGACCGACCGGACAAAAAGUAACUCCUCGAGAAUAUAGUAAUUAUGGUCGACUUUCAAAUAUUGAUCUUUUGUUUAAUUAGCUGCGCAUCUUGCAUUCCUUCUUAAUUGAUAAAAUUAUAUAAUGUUUGAUUUGAUUCAAUCUCGUGAGAAGUAAAAGGUUAGGAGAACGGUAGUGAUCCAAAUCGAUUUCCUUUGCACUCCAACGUUUUCUCAGACUUCCUACUCUUACUUAUUUUGAAAAGAUAUUUUAAACUUACCCAAACGUGUAUACAUUAACCAUAAUAACGUGCUCACUUUUUCUUCACACCGUAAUAAAUUCGCUCAUCAUGACAAAGCUUACAAAUGCAGAUUUUGGUUUUACUUGUGAGCUAAAUAUUGGCCAUCUUAAACUUCAGUCUUGCUCAAAUAUUUGUUCCAUUUGUGGUUUGAGGUUUGGAUGUCUACCUGUGAGAGCCAGUCUAAAGUGAUUGGUUCACAUAUGAACAACAUUUUAACCAAACCAUGUGGAGAGUUUAAACGGAUUUUGGUCUUUGUCUUACAGCAAAUUCAAGACAGAUUCUGGAACUUUAUUUUCUACAAGUUUAUUUUCAUCUUUGGAGUUCUAAAUGUGCAGAAAUUCAACGAAGUGAUGUGGUGGACGGCUUGGUUUACUCUACUCGGCUUCUUUCAUUUGUUCACACAGCUCUGUAAAGACAGAUUUGAAUAUGUAAGUCAUUAGUGUCUUGCCUUGAUUGUUAGCUGUCUGAAUUACACCUGCUAUGGUAGCUUAAUUGAGGGCAAUUUUGUGUCCCAUACCCUCAGAUAUCACAUUGAAAUUAUUGAGAAGUUUUUGUUUAUUUUUAGAUUGUUGUUUCGUUUAUUUUUGUUUUUUUCGUGUCAGAAUCAGUACAUUGGACUUCAGGGUAAAGGGUCAUGGUGUGAACAGAGAGUGUUAUAACAAAGCCAUAGUCUUUUGAAAAUCACUUACAUUAUGAUUCAAUCUCUUAUGGGGCAUGCAGACAUCUCAAGAGAAUUUUGAAAGAACAAUUGUUCUUCUCUAAUGAGUAUUCUGUCCUUGUAGGGAGUGGGAGGGUACAAACAAAGUAAAGGGAUUAUUAUUCUACCACCACUUGCUUGAGCUGAUAUGUUUUAUCAGCUGAAAUAAAUAUUGAGGAAAUGUUUCUCCUGGUUCUAAGAAAUGAUUGAAUCAUGACCAUUUACAGAGGAACACGAGAAGAUACAUCAUAGUGAACAAACAAACUGAAUUGGCUUUUAUUUCUUCUAUAUUUUGUUAUUUUUUUCUUAAUGUUCUUUAUGCCCACACACUUCAUUCUACAUUUUCUUGUAUAAUAUUAAUGGCACAGUUAAUCAUUAUACUAUGAAGGCUCUUUUCUUCCUGGUCAGAAGGGUGUCUGCUUACAAUUAAUAGAUUUUUAAGCAAGUUUAUCACUAAAUAUACCCCUUUAAUUUUUUCCUUUAGUUGUCUUUCUCACCAACAACGUCUCCUUGGUCUCAUGCAAAAGUGAUUGGUUUACUCAAUACUUUGGUGUUAUGUUGCAAUGGAUUGUUCUUCAUCUGUCUUUUUAUUGGUUGGCCAGAUGGCAUACACACUUUCACAUUCAUGUUGGCUGAGGUACAUAUAUAGUCUAUCUUUGCAGUUACUUUGUGUAGAUGAUUACUUAUUUUUAAAUGUUAUCUUCUCUUAUGAGAAGUUUUACAGUAUAUGAUUUUAUUUUUCAGUGUAUGCUGUUACUGAUCAAAAUAGUUCAUGGUCUGAUAAGGUAAUUUCUAUUUUGAUAGUUACAUGAUAAGUAUCAAAUGCAUGUGAUGAUGUUGUUCUUCUUUAUUAUUUUAAACUCUUCUGCUAGCAAGCUGUGAGUGACCUUGUGAUUGAGGUGGAUUGAGGUGUUUGUAUGGCACUUUAUCUUAGACAGGCACUUCUCAGAAAAUUUUCAGGGAUGAAAAUUACCAGCUGAGUAUAGUUACCCCUUGCUCCCAUCUCCAAUCUUGAAUGAAGCAGUCCAAAAUUUGAAAUUCAUUUGAUUCACAGUAUCCAGACUUGUUAUCAAUAAUCCUCUUAUAUCCUGUAGGUACGGCAUUCAUCUGUGGGAUAUAGGUCAUACCAGUAUGUGGGAAGGAAGAAGCACAUGGAGUUACAACACAGACAUGAUGAUGGAAUUGGCCUUGUACGUUGUGGACUUUGCUCAUCACCUUCACAUGUUGGUGAGAAUGAAUUAAAUAUUAAUUCUGUUGUUAUUUCUGUUUGAAGUAAAUGUGUUCCUAAAUGGUCCAUUUCCCUGGGCAGUAAAUGAGAUAAAUGAUAUCGAAUGAAAUCUGUGCUGUGUCACAAAGAUAAUUAUUACUCAAAUUACAAUUACAUAAAUGUUUAUUGAUAGUAAUUCUGGUAAUUGACAAGACAUGAAAUUUUAAGAACCAUUUGAAAACACUGAGGUAAAAUCAAACAACAGGUGGAAGUUUUUGAAAGUUAAUUUGUAUUUGUGUUUCAUUUUCUGUAAAUGCUGCCAGUUAACAACUUUCUUGUAAAUAUAAAAAAGUUCCUCAUUGGUUAUGACUGUGCAAGCUUUAUUGUAUUAUACUUAUCCAGACUGGCCAAAAUUAGAACUAUGAAAGGUUAUUCUCUCUUUUUUUUUUGUGCUUGCAGAACCAUCCAAUAAACAAAAUAUCUGUUAGUGGUAUUUAAAAGCAGACUUUUUCACUUUUUAUAUUUAAUUGUAUUCUUUUGUUUCAUAGUUGUGGUCAAACAUCUUCCUAAGCAUGGCCAGCUUGGUGUUGUGUAUGCAACUUCGUCACCUCUUCUAUGGGAUCAAGAAAAAGCUGGCAAAACAUCGGAGUUAUGUAAGGAUUAUCAAGUGUAUGGAGUCAAGGUAAUUUGUCUAGUUUGAUUAUAGGUUUGAAACAUCUUUUGAAGAAUAAGUUAUAACAUGGUGAACCUUUAAAUGUAUUUUAACCCUUUAACUCCCAGAAGUGAUUAACAAGUAUCUUCUUCCUACAAUAUUCAUGCAUUUUCCAGCAAACAGGUUAUGAGAAUACUCAAUUGUAUCAGGUAGAAGUUGUUAUCUUGAUCUAACACCAAAUUCUCAUAAGUUAUUUACGAGGAAAUGUGUAACAGCUAGAGGGGAGAAUUAACAAUUGGAUAUUGGGAGUUAACCCUUUCACUCCCAAGAUCUAAUUAGUAAUUCUCCUUAAGGCCUAUUUACACGGUACGACUUUGUCGCAUGCGACAAGCUUACGACAGGCCUACGACACGAAUUGUAUCGUGUAAAUCAAACCUACCACUCGCUCACGACUGUCGUGCACGUCACGAAAAAUGUCGUAGGAUUUUAAAACAUGUUUUAAAACGCUGCGACAGUCGUAGCCGAAAUUGAUAGAAAAUGACGUAUUUUGUGACAAAUUUCUACUGAGUAGGGGAGGAAGGUGAAAUUUUCUUGCGUCAAAAUGGCGGAGGAAGUCGCCUCCGGAAAGUCGAAGACUGCUUCCAAAGCGAGAAAUACAUUCUCAGAUGAGGAAACAGAGAAUAUGAUAUCACUGUGGAGCAAGGAAGAGGUUCUUUUCCUUCUCUUGCAAAUUAUUGAAACAAUGACCGCGGCCGAAACGAGUGGAAUUGCACGCGAUUUUGGCAUGUCGUAGGUGAAAAUGUCGUGCGCGUGUAAAUUGUCCUAAGUCAUGUCGUAGGCCUGUCGUAAGCUUGUCGCAUGCGACAAAGUCGUACCGUGUAAAUAGGCCUUUACUAUCUGCCAUACAAUUCUUAUGAUGUUAGUUCAGAGAAUUUGGUAUUGGAUCAACUAAUAAUCCCAUAAUUGACCUGCUUGCUUGAUAUUGUAUUGAUAUUGUAAGGAGAAAUUUUGCCUUGGUCACUUGUGGAAGUGAAAGGGUUAAAGAGUUAAAUGUGACCAUGUAGCUUACUAUUUUACAUGUGCAGUAAUGAGAUGCAGAUGAAAGGUGAUAAUUUUGCUGCAGUGGUGAAUUUUUUUUUAUUUUUUAUGGAAUCAUUUUACACCUCUGUCAGUGGUACAGGCAAAAUUUGUAUAUUUUUGUUGAAUGCAACUUGUUUUUUGACAUCUAAUUGAUGGUUGUCUGCAUAUGAUCCUCAGGUUUCCCUUGGCAACAGAAGAAGAGUUGAUUAGGAAUAAUGAUGAUUGUGCCAUCUGCUGGGAUUCCAUGGUUGCAGCAAGGAAGCUACCAUGUGGUCAUCUUUUCCAUAAGUAUGAAAUUGUUUGAAUUGUUCAAAUUAAUUUCCUCCAAUGAGGAGCAUUCCAACUUGAGCCUUUACCGUCCUUUUUACAGCUAUAUGUACACACUCUUUCUAUCUCAUGUUAAUUCUUCAGCACUCAAUAUGGUAACAAGAAUUACUUCUGUACUCGAUAAAACACCCAUUGAUGGUUAAAAUGCUGAUCAAGAACUUUUUUUUCGGUUAGUUCUUGUCUCAGGUCGUGGCUGGAGAAUGACACCUCCUGCCCUACCUGCCGCCAGUCACUUGCCAGCGAUCUGCAACCUGAGCAGGAGGAGCAGAGGCAAUCAAGAGGAGUGGCUGCAUUUAUGAUGGGACGUGGACUAAGAAGAAACCACUUUUUCCACUUUGAUGGUAAGGUUAAAGCCAUUUGCUCAUAAUGGCCAAAUAGUCAGACUGGGAUGGUGGUGAUUUAACACCACUUUAGACAAGUUGCUUGUUACUUGGUAAUUAAGAGAGUAAACCAUUCUUUGCCAUAUUUUCUCUUUAGGUUCUCAGAUAGCCAGCUGGUUUCCAAGCUUCUCUGUGGAGGUCAUGCACACUGGAGUGGAAAAUGCAGCUGAGGGUCAACUUCCAGAGAGCCGCAUUGAAGCUAUGGUAAAUCUUUAUCAAACAAUUACUCCAUGAGCAUACAAUGGAUAUGAGAUGACAAAUAGCCAACAAGGCCUCAUUGGCUAAAAUCAUCUCACAUCCAACAAUUGGUAGUGGAAUAAUUGGUUUAUUAAAAAUGCCCCAAAAUAGAGAUAUAUCUUCCCAACUUUAUUUUGUAAGAACAAAGGGAUUGUUAAAAUGUACAAAAAAUACUUCCCAUUCAACUUGUCUUCAUGUGUGUGCAUAGUUUAAUGGCUCAUGACCCAUGAUGGCUAAGCCAAUGAAAACUCUUGAAUUGCAUUAUCCCAAGAACCAGUUUUUGAUAAUUAGGGAUUUUCAGUCAAUAAUUUGUUUUUGUUUCUUCCAUUCUUUUUAACCAUUUUUUUAUUGUGCAAUUUAUCAGAAUGAGCCAAGGAGCAACAGUCCGUUCAUAAUGUAUUGUAAUCAGUUGUGAGAUUUACUGAUGGAUGACCAGGCUGAGUGAAAGUCAUUGCCAGAUUCAAGAUCAUCCAAGCAUUACUCACUGUUAGAACUAUGGUUCCUUUCCAGUAUUUAGGUCAUUGGAUAAUUUCACUCAGCUGUCAAUUUCCUAUUUAAAAUUGACUAAGAAUGGUGUGAUGUUUAUCUUUAGGCACACCAAGUACAAGCCAUGUUUCCAAAUAUGCCAUUCAACAUCAUUAUGGAGGACUUAAGACACACUCACUCCCUUGAGGUCACCACUGAUAAUAUUUUGGAGGGAAACAUAGCAGUGCCUUCUGUAAGUGAUGUCCCUCAAUUAGAAUUGAAAUAUUGCAAGUGGGAGGAUUUUGAAGUGGGGACCAAAAUGAUAAACAAAGUGACAACAAGAUAACUUUCUCUAAAGAUCCCAAGUUAAAAUGUUACAAUCUCCUUCAAAGGCAAGUCUCUAACAAUAGUAAGAACUUAAAGUCCUUUUGUUAAUAUGCACGCACCAAUCACAUGUAAAAUUCAUGCAUGUUACGUUAUAUUGUGGGUGAAUUGAAACUGUAAAUGUAGGUAUCUUCUAAGAGACUUAGAUGACAAAGAGGAAUAAAAUCUGGUUUCUUCAGCAUAUUCUGCUUUCGGCUGUAUGCAUGCUUACAUACAAAUAUGUGAAUGAACUUUAAAAAAGGUUAUUGAGAAAUUGAAGGAGUGAAAGAAAAGAGAACCAAAUUAGAGUUUAUUCUUUCCAUAAGUAGUUGAUGUGAUUGUCAUGCUUUGACUUACAGGUCGUGCUUCAACUCACAGGUUAUCCUAAUUUCUGAAUCUUAACACUGUGACUUAAUUUGCCUUGUUUAGGUCUGGACACCACCUGAGGAACAAUCAGAGGAUUCAGAGCUCCUUCAGAUAACACACCCAGGUAUGUGCUCAGAAAAGACUUUUUGUGCUAGGCUGGAUGAUAUUCCAAGGAAGAUGAUUUAAUUUCUAUAUAAAUCAUCUAACAUGUCUAACCCUGGGAUCCCAAGCCAAAGUUGCUAGAAGUUGUUGUUAAUGUAACAGGAACAUGACCCUGGCCAGGCAGGUUACCCUAACCCCACCUUGCAGCAUUUACAUGGCAAAUUAUGACCCUGGCUGACAGUGUUACCCUACCUCUCAUACUGGACAAUCUGCGGCAAUCUGCCCAGGCAGGCUGCCCCACGUGUGUUGUAAACAUGAUCAACAUAAGUUAAGGGAUUUUAUGGACAGAUGGGUUACCCAUCCUAGGCGUAUCACUUCACCUACCUGGGGUGCCCCACCUCCAUGUAAACAGGUCCUCAAACUCAACAGUGUAUUUGGGUGAGGUGGGGCAAAGUAAACAUCAAUGCAGUCAGGUGGGAAAAAUUAGCAUCCCACGAAACUCUUGCCACUUAUCGUAGAUAUGCUUAUGGUUCCUUGCAUACUCAUAUUUCAGACUCACUGACACCUUCAAAUACACCUGAAGAAACUGAAAGCUCUACAAGUGAGACAGAACAAGACAGCACAGAAGCAUCUAAUAAUGCGGAAGUGAUGAGAGAACAGGCACUUGAAGAGGCUGCCUCGUUGGAGCAGCGUCCAAAGCGUGACGAGAGCCCACCACCUAAUGAAACACCACCGGGAGAGAGAUACAGGAGUGUAUCGCCAUCUUUGAUGGAGUUUUCAACACAAUCUUCAGUGAGACAGUCCCUUUUGUUAAAGAGAAAAGAGAUGAUGCUUCAACAGGCAAGGAGGUGAGUGAUAAAGUCAGAAAUGAAGAAUACAAAACUAUCUUAGGAUCUAUGUAGAUUUUAUAGGUGUAGAAAGGUAAUGGAGUGUUAGCAAGAUUUGGGGCCAACUUGCAAUGGGCUACUGCGCUUUGCAAGGGUAUUUGAUUAGCAAUUCUUCCAGUCACUUUGUGCGGUAGAAAUCUAGAUAAACUUCAGGAUAGGCCGCAGGGAUUUUAAACUGACUUAAACUUUUAAAUAUUUUUUACAUGUAUGCUUUCGACUUUAUUUGGCAUUUCCGAAACAGUAGAAUGGUUUCUUUACACAAUAUCAAUCUUAUUACGUCUUUCAGGCGUUUUAUGGACAAAGAAGUCUCCAAUCAGAGUGAAUCCAGUCAGUAGUUGACGCAAAGUGACAGUCUCUCACAGUGGAAGCAGCUGAUGCCAACGUUCCAGAUGGUAGGGCAGUUGUAGCCCGGAAGAUGAACAUCAGGCUGCUGUUAAACUUUGAAAAUCCCUUUGGGGAGUGCAAGAAACUAAGAACAAUUUAAUCAACUUUAUGACUCAGUAAAAACCAACUUUAGACUCAAAGACAAAUUAAAGAUAUCCUCCUUUUGAGGAAACGGGCGUAAGAUAAUUUUCGUAGAUCGAUGGUAAAAGUCACUCAAGGCGUGGUAUUCAAAUGACAUUACUAAGUCAGUUCCGCUUAAUCUCAGUUUCCUUUAAACUUGCCCGUCCAUCUAUUACUGGGUACAUUUUGCAUAGGUUAGAGUGACGAAUUUAAAGCUUCGACUAAAACUUUAGUGUAGCUCACAUAGUGGGCAUAUAGAAGUAUGCAGUGUAGUCAUAUGACAGAACAAAUCACGAAAUAUUGUUUUUACUCCGUGGCAGAUACCCUACUUGUUCUAUAGUGCACGCGACUAAAUUAAUAGACCUACGCAUCGGGUUUGAUAUUAUCUUGAGGAACCUCGAAAAACUUUGACUAGACCCUUGUGUUGUAAUCGAGGCUCUGAAUGUGAUCCUUGUGCUGAUUCGAGGCUGGACGCUUAAUUACUUUCCAUACCUACAAGGUGGGCGCUUAUUCGGGUGCUUAAUCUAAUAAAUACGGUAGUUUUGUUUUCCAAGGCUGAAAAGUCGUUGAAAUUUGAAAAUUUGUGUUGUCAAAUUUCGUAUGAAAAUGAUUAUGUUAAAUGGCUCAAACUGUUGCAAUAAUCAUAAUUGUAUAACGUUUUGUUGGAAUGUUUUUCUUCAUAAAACACGGAAAAGCCUUUUGAACAGUUCCUGGGAUUUCAUGGGGUUAAGAUAAUACAAACUCUGUGGUAUUUAUGUUCAAUAGUUUUGUAGUUAAAUUUGUAAAUAAAAGAAGGUAGUUAUUAAAUGAUGAUCACUGCAGUGGAUG